Xyrichtys novacula (pearly razorfish) is the source of this 4785-nucleotide messenger RNA. NCBI's taxonomy places the organism in Eukaryota, Metazoa, Chordata, Actinopteri, Labriformes, Labridae. The record is from the annotation of a GenBank genome assembly.
CCACUCCGGCCCACCAGGCGGCGCUGCCUGUCUUUGCAUGUGUCUGUUUAGUCCAUGUGACAUUGACAUCAACAGAGGGUGAGAUCUGACUGCAUGUUAUGCUACAAGCUCAUUUUAGUGGUAAGAAAAUUGGUAAAACGUUUAACUGAUGAGCUACAUAGAUGUUCAGUUGAAGGGUUUGGAUUUUUGAAAGUGUGUUAUUCGGUAAAUCAACUUACGGAUGCUUCCUAAGCGAGCUAACGUUAGCAUAGCUUGUGCUAAAGAGAGGUAAGGGUCUAAAGAGGUGACGGACAGCAUUUAAGAUUUAACUGAAGUCCUUUUUGUUUUGCUCCUGCAGCACAAUGAGGCUGACACUCCUCCUGUCCAUGGCAGCCAGGGUUGUCGUGCCUAAAGAUUAUCGUUAUGGCACAAGCAGACCCUGGAUGCCUUCAGCAAAAAGGAUGAAUCCUCCAGGAAAGAAGAGGAGAAAGGUGUUUGUGGAGCCGAUCGAACCCCAAGACUGGUCCGUGUUCAGGGGGGACACUGUAAGUGACUUUAGUAGCACAGGGAACACAAGACAAGAGUAGCUUCCAUAAAAAGAUUUAAGUCUUCUUUUAAAGCUCAUCAAAUCUGAGUAUUAUUCUUAUUAUUCAAAAUUACGAGAUCACGAUGAUACCAACACUUUGACAUGUCAAACCUCUAGUAUUUCCACCUUAUUUGACUCUGACCAUUUUCUAAAAGAAGUAGAAGAUGUAAGUUUAAGUCUCACCUGUCUUUUCCUUUGUUACAGUAAAACUUAACUAUUGUAAAAUAUGUUUAAUAAGAGCUCAAAGGGUAGGGAUAAGGCUCAACUUACUCCGCUCCUAUGCUCAACUUACCCCAAAUGGGUAAGUUGACCAUAGGAGAUCACUUUUUUUGACAUGCUAUAUUAUCAAGACAGUUCUGUUUACACUAAUUCUGUUGGUUUGCAGGGAUGCACAACAACUUGAAAUAUAUGCAGAUACACUAGUUAGAGACAAAACUAUGAUUGACUUGAUGUAGUGAUUAGAAAUAUGAAAAAUGGCUCAUCCUACCCACUCUCCCCUACUUGAAAGAAAAUGACUUUGGUGAAGCCCCAACUGUGCCAGUAAUGGUUGAAGGUAACACAUGUCUGUCACGAUUAUUAUAGAGGGGUUACUCCUUGUAAAACUUGACUUUUUGGGCCUAAAGGGGACAGUAUUUCCCUACAACCAGUUAUUUUUCAGUUGUGUUUUUUAAUGUCUUUUUUUUUUCAGGUUGAGAUUCUCGCAGGGAAGGACAAAGGAAAACAAGGAAAAGUGACCCAAGUCUUCCGACACAGGAACUGGGUCAUCCUGGAGGGACUAAACACAGUAAGAUCGUCGUAGUUGUCACAGAGAAAGCAGUGAUGUUUUACUUUUCUUUAAGGACUUAAUCUUUGCUAAACCUUAAUCUCUUUCUGAUAGACACAGUCAGUCAUCUGACCAGGAGUCCAGAGCCAGUAUAUAUUUCUGUUUAGAUAAUGCUCAUUUACUCUCUAGUACACACUUGUAUUCUAAACUCCCCCAUUUUCCUCAAACCCUUACAGUGUAACAUGCUAUGUAUUGUAUUUUUAGCUCCACUAGAUGGAGCCAGAUGCCAGAUGGGUGCUGCAGCUCACUUAGUGCACCAUCAAAAGCCAUUUUUGGAACCUGUUUGGUUUUAACAGUGAGUUAUUGUUUUCUGUCUCAGCAUUACAGGUAUGUUGGAAAAACGAAUAACUACCGUGGAUCCUACAUCGCCAGCGAGGCUCCCAUCCUGGUCCGUGACGUUGCCCUCGUUGACCCCUCAGACAGGUACAGCAAACCUGGCUGCGCUGCAGCUGUCAAUGGCAUGUUAAAAGAGGCAGAAUUUUAUCUGGAAAUAGUCCAGUUAUUUUUCAGCAUUGCUAGUAAGAAAAAAGACGCUCUCCACUCCCAUUCUGCAACAAAUUUUACUUGAAUAUUUGUGAGGCCCUGUGUGAUAUCACUGUGACAUAUGUGUUUUGUAGUUCAUGCACUUUUUUAUCCACGCUACAUUCAUGUUGCAUUCAGAAUGUAAUACCAUAGUUAUUCGUGUUAUUUACUGCAGAUGAGUUGAAAAGAUUCUUAGCUAAUUUGUAAUGUUCUGUUAUUGAUCUUCCAGGAAGCCCACUGAGGUAGACUGGAAAUUCACAGAAGAGGGCGAUAGAGUCCGAGUGUCUCUGAGGACCGGUCGGAUCAUCCCGAAACCUGUCGUGGAGCGACGAGAUGGCAUUGUGCCACAGCAGUGGAAAGGUAAACGUGUGCGCUGGGAUUAGAGGGACAUUCUUUUCAGUCACCAGUUUAUUCUCUGUGUUAGUUAAGAGUCAGCACAUAACUCUGGCUCUCUUUCAUUUUUCCUACUUGUUCAGACUUGUAUUCAGAAAAUGGGUUUCUGAGCUCUGCUGUCUGAUUGAUUUAUUGUAAGGGAAACACAGUUUUUUCUCCCUGAAAAAAAGGAAAUACAUGAGAAACCUCCCAAAUGUUUUAACCUUAUGUUUGGUUCAGAGAGGAUGUGAAUGAUACAAAGGUGUCAUCAAAAAAAGAAAGAUGUUGCUUGAAGUAUAUUCUUGCACAAGUGGGUGAGAAAUUAAGCUUUUGAUUCGGACCAAUCGUCUUGUUUUCUCAGUUUAAGUUUUAGGAAAAAACGGAACAAUCUGAUUGUUUUCUAAAGACAGAUAUGUCACCAAAAAAUAAGAUCAAAUUCCCUAUGCACCUUCUUUUUUAGGCAAUUGUUUUAGAAAUUAUUUUUAAAAAAGCUACGACACAGGUGCCCAUUUCAAUGCAAGCUUGGGUUAUGCUCCACUUUUCAAAUUGUGUAUGUUCUGGCAUGUGACUAGCUUUUAUUUCUGCACUCACAGAUGGUCCCAAAGACACCAGUCCGGAAGACGCUCUAGAAAAGACCCAUGUACCAUCUCUAAAAACACUGGAGGAGGAAGUCAUGGAGAAACUGGGCAUCCAGGAAACCAGGAGGCACCGGAGGUCCUUCUGGUACUGACCAGAGCAAACAGAGACACUGAGGCUGCAUGCUGUCAUAUCAGGUUUUUACAGGGCCUUUGGAGACAUCAUGUUUUGGAUUACAGCAUGUUCAUAAGAGAGUGUGAGUAAGCAACCACAAAGAAGGCUUUGGUAGACUUAAAAGCAUGUACUGCAGCAUACAAAUGUCAGGAAAAACACACAAAAACUUAAAUAGUUCCUGAAUGAGCGCAGCUCCAUUAAUUAUUCCUCUACUUCUUUUUUUUAUUGUUAAUAAAUGUUACAAAUAUGAUGGUUGUUAAUUUAAUUUAUUGCUCUACCUUCCUUCUAAUCACUUGGCUGUGUUAAACACUUGAUUCUGAUUGGUCACAACCACAUAAUGGUUAUAAAUCUAUACAGUGUUCGUGCAAAAACAGGAAAAGUGAGAUCACAAAUGUCAUUAAAUCCAUCUGCAGAACAGAGUCUGGCACAUUUAAAAAGUUUAUUAUUUCACUUUGUUUUCAGUGUUGCAAAGAUGUCAAUGUUCAGGAGUAUCAGUAAAUGUUUCAGAGUCUUGUUUCACCCAGUCAGGAUUCUAUUUUGCUAAAUCAACCACUCACUAUAUGUUAUUCCUCACAUUUCAAUAGAAAGAACUUGAUAUCUUCAAACUGCAGUUUUCAAACUGCAAUAUUUUGUAGUUUUUGCAUUGAGAUGCAAAGGGGUUUUUAUUAACCAAACUUAAACUUUUGAAGCACUUUCCUUAUUUUCUACAUACACCAGAAGGGUAUGUGUAAUCUGAAUCAGCUGUCUUGUGUCGACGCCCAGAGAAUACAUGACUCAGCUGUGCAUCCAAGUCAGUGACGUGUUUUCACCUCUUUCAACGCACUGUUUCAGUUUUAAAACUUUCUUUGUUUUUACUGGCUCUCAUCGACCAUAUUCCCAGCAUCAGCAGUCAGCUUUUCCCAACUGAAGGUCUCUAAUAAAUCUAUCACAUGCUCCUCCUCCAGCAUCUAAUGAUGAAAAUCUAUUGGAGCAUUUAGCUCCUGAAGAAGCUAGUUUCCUUUUAUAGAAGUUCAUGGUAACUUGACCAUAAAUAGAUAAGAUUUAGCUGACAAGCUUUCUGUAUCAUUUUCUGAAUUAUUUUACCUUAAAAUGUUUUUAUUGUAACAAAUAACUUGCAGUUUGGUCAAUCAAAAUAGAGUUUAAUAAGUUUUAGAAAGAGUCAUAAACUAUUUAUAGCGGCAUUUCAGCUGAUAUAAGUGUCUAAUUAUCAUGUCUGUUAGAAACUAGAACUAAUAGAAACUACGUCUAAAUCAAACUGACAAUAGUUCUUGUCUUAGAGGAAAUGCUUUGACGUUUCACUUUGUAAAACACUUCACACACACUGUUCAGUCUGUUCAGAUUGGAAAAUUACUCUGGUUACUGGCAGGGUUAACAAUGGUCAUAAUCAUUUCAGCCUGUUUGGAUUAUUUAUAAGACUUAAAAUAGUCAUAUUAUUUUACAGAAGCCCAGACAUGCUGCUCUCCAAAAUUUAGAGCCUUCAGACAAAUGAGCCUGUCUUUCCUAAGAGUCUGGGAAACAGUGUGGAGAAGGAAACGGCCUGGAAGGAGACUACACAGACUGGAGUUGCAACCCAGCUCUCACUCACCUCAUUUGACUUUUCAUAAAUUGGCAAUGCAUUUAAUCACUGUGAUGUCUAGCAGGUUUUGCACCAGGUCUUAAAAAAAUGACCUAAGCCUCGAAUGUAUGACCAAAGAAGUUCAUCUGUGUUAUAGCACAGCUCAGAAAUACAUAAAGAACGUCUGUUAAUACUUGA